Molecule: messenger RNA, 948 nt
Organism: Papaver somniferum (opium poppy)
Lineage: Eukaryota; Viridiplantae; Streptophyta; Magnoliopsida; Ranunculales; Papaveraceae
Exons: 3
Coding region: 1-948 (315 amino acids)
Molecular function (GO): RNA-DNA hybrid ribonuclease activity; nucleic acid binding
Source: RefSeq, a predicted model, not a curated record
AUGGGUCACAAAUUUAAGAAUUGCCUUGCUGCAAAGAAAAUUCUGGGAGGUUCUAAUGCUGAAAAGAGGUCAUCUGCUGUGAAUAUUAAGGAUGGCAAAGAGGGAAAAACAACCAAAUCUGUUUGGAAAGAAAAUAAGACUAUAGAUUCAGUUAAGGAGAAUGUUUUUUCUGGCUCACUUAUAGUUAGCCAAUCUGAUGAUAUUGCUUGCAAAACUCAUGAUAUUGCAGCAAAGGAAAAUACAACUACCAGCACUGCUUCUAAUGUUGCUUUACUUCAAGAGUGUGCUGAAGAUACACAGAUGGAAGAAGAGCUUAAUAACUCUUUUAUUGAAUAUAGAGAAGCUCAGCUCAAAUUGAUUCGUUUCCAUGCAGACUUUCCACUAGAGAAGCAAGCAAAUGUUCAGUCCAUGGAAUCUUGCUUGCUUGUGCAGAAUUUGGCUUUUCAGCCAACUUCCGUGUCUAAGAGAACUCUGAAUCUGUUUCCAAACAGAAUAUUCAAUCUCAAGGCCUCUAGAGGCAAUCCAGAGGUGGCGGGAGCAGGUGUUGUGGCUAGAAUCGCUGAUUGCGAAGUAGUGGGGGCGAUGUGUGUUGGUCUUGGAGUUAUUUCAAAUUACAUGGCGGAAUUGUAUGGGAUUCUUAUUGGGGUGGAAUGGGCAGUUCAAUUGGGAUAUAGAAACAUCUUGGUUCGUACUGAUUCGUCUAGUGUGAUAUCAUCCUUGGAGGAGGAUAAUGUUCCUUGGUUUGCUCAACAAAGAUGGACUGAUGUAAAAGGCAUGUUUGAUUCUAUUAAGUUUGUGCACACAUACCAUGAGGCAAAUUUUGCAGCUGAUAAGAUGGCAAAGAGCGGGUGUUUAUUGAGCUACGGCGUGAGGCUAAAUUUUGUUGGUCGUCUUGUUCUAUUAAAGUCAAUAGAAUUUCCAAAUGUAUCUUAUUUCCGUUUUAAAUAG